Molecule: messenger RNA, 426 nt
Organism: Pocillopora damicornis (cauliflower coral)
Lineage: Eukaryota; Metazoa; Cnidaria; Anthozoa; Scleractinia; Pocilloporidae
Product: eukaryotic translation initiation factor 3 subunit E
Cellular component (GO): eukaryotic translation initiation factor 3 complex; cytoplasm
Molecular function (GO): protein binding; translation initiation factor activity
Source: RefSeq, a predicted model, not a curated record
UACAAUAUCAUGUUGCUUUCCUCUCCUAACAGCAUGCUUGCUGAAAAGUUGAAUAUGACUCCAGAAGAAGCAGAAAGGUGGAUAGUUAAUCUGAUCAGAAAUGCAAGAUUGGAUGCUAAAAUUGAUUCCAAGUUGGGUCAUGUGGUUAUGGGUACCCAGGCUCCCUCUGUUUACCAGCAAGUAAUAGAGAAAACUAAAGGCAUUAUGUCCCGCACUCAAGAACUGGCUCGUAACAUUGAAAAGAAACUCAAUGUAGACAAGAUGGGAUAUGAUGGGGGUCCAUGGGACGCAUACGAUCCUUCUGGAUUCUUCAAGCCCUAAACAAUCUAACACUUACACUUUUUAGUGCCAAGUUUACGUGUACAUCACAUGCAAACUGUAAUCUCUUAAUACAGUGUAUAACAAAUCAUUAUUUACUGAUCUCAA